UCACAGCGUGGUGCUGUGACGUUCCCACUGCCAUUUUGCAUGAGGUAAUGAGGUGUGUGUGUGAAAUGAGAUUAAUGGGGGGGGUCUGCCCCGUUCCCAUGGUAACCCUAGUAACCAUGGCCAUCCUAGCCCCGUUUCCUGGUGACCAUAGCAACCUGGCCAGGACCCCUCUCCUUGGUAACCACCAGCCUAGCGGCCGUUUCACGACACUUCCGCGCUGCGCCGCGGUGCAUUGUGGGGCUCGUAGUCCCGCCGCGGCCGGCGGGCGCGGGCGGCGCCGGGGAGCGAGGGCGGCGGGACUACAGGCCCCAGGCGCCCCGGCCCGGCCCGGCGGACCGGUUGCAUCAGCGGGCGGCGGGGAGUGUGGCCGGGCGAGGAUGCGGCUCUACCUGAGCGAGGGCAGCGCCCAGGGCCUCAAGGUGCUGGCGGCGGCCGGGGCCAGCGGGGCCCGCGUGCGGCUGGAGCGGGUCCCCCCGGACGGUCGCGUGGUCCCUUUCCUCACCCACCCGCGGGUGCCAGCCCUGCACCUGGACAGCGGCACAUUCCUCUUCUCCCCAAAUGCCAUCUGUCAGUACUUCUUCCUCUUAGCUGGAAAGGAGCCCAACGAUCUCACCAAUCAGUGGCUUGAAUGGGAAGCAACGGAGCUGCAGCCGGCCGUGUCCACAGCCCUGUAUUGCCACCUGGUGCAAGGAAAGAAAGGAGGAGAGGUUCUGGGGGCCAUCAGGAAAACGUUAACCUACAUUGAUCAAAGCUUGACCAGCAAAGCCACUCCUUACCUCGCCGGGGAGGCAGAAUCGGUAGCCGACAUUGUCCUGUGGGCCACCCUGUUCCCUGUGCUGCGGGAUGAAUCCUGCCUGCCAGACGAGCUGCAGGCUCUGAGGAGCUGGUUCCAGACCAUGAACCUCUCGGAGCCCUGCAGAAGCGCCGCGGUGUCCGUGCUGACGCCCAAGGGAGCCCAGGCGUUCAAGGUUUAUCUGCAGAAACAGCUAGGGCCCAGCCUGCACUGGGAGAAGCCAGCAGCUAACGAGCCAGAGGAAGAGGAAUUGGCCGAGCGCUCGUUGUCGGAGGAAGAAAUCGCAGCCGCUGCGGAAGCCUGGGCCAGAGGCCCGGCAGCCCUGCCCGAACGCUGGCAGCCGCCGAGCCCUGUGCUGCCCGUGGAGGGCAGAAGGAACGUCCUGAUCACCAGCGCCUUGCCCUACGUCAACAACGUGCCCCACCUGGGGAACAUCAUCGGCUGCGUCCUCAGCGCCGACGUCUUCGCCAGGUACUGCCGUCUGCGGAACUGGAACACGCUGUACGUGUGCGGCACGGACGAGUACGGCACAGCCACAGAGACCAAGGCCCUGGAGGAGGGGCUGACACCGCAGCAGAUCUGCGACAAGUACAACGCCAUCCACGCCCAGAUCUACCGCUGGUUCGACAUCUCCUUUGACUACUUUGGCCGGACCACCACGGCCCACCAGACCACGAUAGCCCAGGACAUCUUCCAGCGCCUGCUGGAGCGCGACAUGCUGCUGACGGACACCGUGGACCAGCUGCGGUGCGAGCGCUGCCAGCGCUUCUUGGCCGACCGCUUCGUGGAGGGCACCUGCCCCUUCUGCAACUACGAGGAGGCCCGGGGCGACCAGUGCGACAAGUGCGGGAAGCUCAUCAAUGCGGUGGAGCUCAAGAAACCUCAGUGCAAAGUGUGCAAAGACUCCCCGGUGGUGAAGUCCUCGCAGCAUCUCUUCCUGGACCUGCCCAAGCUGGAGGGGCGCCUGGAGAAGUGGCUGGAGCAGUCGUGGGCCACGGGCGACUGGACGGCCAACUCCCGCUUCAUCACCCGCUCCUGGAUCCGCGACGGCCUCAAGCCCCGCUGCAUCACCCGCGACCUGAAAUGGGGGACGCCCGUCCCCCUGGACGGCUUCCGUGACAAGGUGUUCUACGUCUGGUUCGAUGCCCCGAUCGGCUACCUGUCCAUCACGGCCAACUACACAGACCAGUGGGAGAGAUGGUGGAAGAACCCGCAGCAGGUCCAGCUCUACAACUUCAUGGCCAAGGACAACGUCCCCUUCCACAGCGUCAUCUUCCCCUGCUCGCUGCUCGGUGCCGAGGACAACUACACGCUGGUCAACCACCUCGUCGCCACGGAGUACCUGAACUACGAGGACGGGAAGUUCUCCAAGAGCCGCGGCGUGGGGGUGUUUGGGGACAUGGCCCAGGACACGGGGAUCCCCGCCGACAUCUGGCGCUUCUACCUGCUCUUCCUGCGGCCCGAGGGGCAGGACAGCGCCUUCUCCUGGACCGACCUCCUGCUGAAGAACAACUCCGAGCUGCUCAACAACCUGGGCAACUUCGUCAACAGGGCCGGGAUGUUCGUCUGUAAGUUCUUCGGUGGGCGCGUCCCCCCCAUGGAGCUGGGCGCGGACGACAGGCGGCUGCUGGCUCAUGUCACCCUGGAGCUGCGCCAGUACAACCAGCUGCUGGAGAAGGUCCGGAUCCGGGACGCCCUGCGCUGCAUCCUGAGCAUUUCUCGCUAUGGCAACCAGUACAUCCAGGUGAACGAGCCCUGGAAACGGAUCAAGGGUCACGACGCUGACAGGACUCGGGCGGGCACGGUGACGGGCGUGGCCGUCAAUAUCGCUGCCCUGAUCUCAGUCAUGCUGCAGCCCUACAUGCCCUGCAUCAGCGCCACCAUCCAGCGCCAGCUCUGUGUGCCGCAGGCCUGCAACGUGCUGACGGACACCUUCCUCUGCCUCCUGCCGCCCGGGCACCAGAUCGGCACGGUGAACCCCCUGUUCCAGAAGCUGGAGAACGAGCAGAUUGAAGCCCUGCGGAAGCGGUUUGGAGGAGGGCAGCCUGAAGACUCCACCUUGGAGCUGCAGGCACAGGCUGCCCGCAUGGCCUCGGCCGACGUGACACCCCCUGGGCCUGGGGGAGGCGCUGUGCUGGCAGGGGACCCCCAGAAGGUCAAGGAGCUGGCUGAGGAGGUGGCCAAACAGGCCGACCACGUGCGCCAGCUGAAGGCCAGCAAGGCAGAGAAGGGGCAGAUUGACAGCGAGGUUGCCAAGCUGCUGGAGCUGAAGAAGCAGCUGGCGCUGGCCGAGGGGAAGACCCCCGAGCCGCCGGCUCCCAAGGGGAAGAAGAGGAAAUAGCUCCCGAGUGGCAGCCCCCCUGGUUCUCCCCCUGCUGGGAGAGCUGCACCUGCCCCCUCCAGCCCCAGAAGAAAUACCUGUGAGCAGCCCAGGCUGUGGGGCCUGGCCCUGCCUCCCCUUUGGGCCCCUCCUGCAGCAACUGCGCCGAGUGCAAGGGGCCCCCGCCCCGCCUCCCGCCGUUCCCAGCCCACACAAGGACCCGCAGAGCCGCUCGGGCAGACGGGCUGUAAUGGGGGACCGUGCGGGGCCGUACAAUAAAGGGUUUGCUAGA
Messenger RNA from Mauremys mutica (yellowpond turtle), 3405 nucleotides. It is a transcript of the gene MARS1, whose product is annotated as methionyl-tRNA synthetase 1. The transcript has 22 exons. Gene Ontology annotation, cellular component: cytosol; aminoacyl-tRNA synthetase multienzyme complex. The record is from RefSeq and is a predicted model, not a curated record. Lineage: Eukaryota; Metazoa; Chordata; Testudines; Geoemydidae. Gene Ontology annotation, biological process: methionyl-tRNA aminoacylation. Bases 48 to 3134 code for a protein of 1028 amino acids. Gene Ontology annotation, molecular function: ATP binding; methionine-tRNA ligase activity.